Messenger RNA from Plasmopara halstedii, 594 nucleotides. RefSeq lists its product as uncharacterized. The record is from RefSeq and is a predicted model, not a curated record. The transcript has 3 exons. Bases 1 to 594 code for a protein of 197 amino acids. Lineage: Eukaryota; Oomycota; Peronosporomycetes; Peronosporales; Peronosporaceae.
AUGCCGGAGGAAGUGAAGCAAAUGGCAACUAAAAGACUUAAUCUUGUGGCAAUUGAGGAAAUGAAGCCAAUACUUGUUGAAAAUUCAAAGCCCGUGCCGAUUGAGAAUUUAGAGUUGCCAAUAGCAAAGCGCAUCAAAGGCGACACGAUGGGGCGUUCUUGUCCAUUCUGCAGCAACAAGAAGCAAGUUGCAGCCAGCUGCUCGAAUCAGUCUUGUAAGAAGUGUUGUCUUGCGCGUGAGAAAAUAUGUCCAACCCAUCCUAAAGAGGUGGAGAAAAGUGAGGCCAUGAUUACUGAGUUCAAGAAACGCGUUCUGAGAAAUGAGUUUCGCGAGCCUAAUUUCCACUAUUACGGCGAGACCGUGACAAUUUUUUGUGUGCGGGACUUUUUUCAGAGCAAAAAGCUAAGUCAGGGUGUGCUUAACGAUCAAGGGCGUGCAGAACGCGUUAGUGGUAGCACGUGCAGUCGUCGCAAGAAGAGAAAGGCUGUCAAUCCCGAGAUUAAGAAGCUAAUUGCGUCCGCACUAGGCAAAAUCGACUUCAAAAGCAAUAAUUCUGACGCACUUAAAAGGAAUGCAGUCACUGAUACAAAUUAG